UAGCGCGCGAUGCAUUUCGUCGCAGUGGACCCGAACCCUUAGCCGGUAUCAACCCGCGACGCCGAAUUAUUCGACGCAUAUAAACGAAAGUGAAACCGAAAAAUAUUCCACUAUCUGCGCGAUCUGAGUCGAAGGCGUACCAUGAUAUAACCAUACAGAAGUGAACUUUCAACAACCAUUCCAAUCCAGUUCGGCGGACCAGCUUGAAGACGCUGAAAUUGAAAGCACACACGCAGCGACGGAUCUCACGUGAGAUACUUUGUGCGCGUGGCCGUGACGACAUAGUCGUAUCGAAGUGCGAUUAGUGAUCAACUUGAAAAGGGUAAAAAUGCCAGGCUCCAGUCCAGUAUCGGAUUGGUACCGGGGGAAAUCGAUAUUUCUCACCGGUGCCACUGGAUUCAUGGGAAAAGUAAUGUUGGAGAAACUAUUAUAUUCCUGUCCGGGAAUCAAAAAUAUUUACCUCUUACUCAGGAACAAGAGGGGAAAAACUCCGCAGCAGAGGAUCGAGGACAUGUGGAAGUUACCAAUGUUCGAAAGGCUUCGAGCAGCGCAACCGGAUGCCAUAAAGAAGGUCAUAGCCCUUUGCGGAGACGUAGAUUCGGAAAAUUUAGGUCUGAAAACGAACGAUGUAGAACUUCUAGCUGCUAACGUGAACAUCGUAUUCCACAUGGCUGCCACCUUGAAGCUCGAAGCUAACCUCAAAGAUGCCAUUGAACAAAAUACAGCCGGGACAGCUAGAGUUAUAGAUAUAUGCAAACAGAUCAGGAAGUUGGACGUUUUCGUGCAUUUUAGCACAGCUUUCUGCUCGGCCGACGUGGAAGUUUUUGAAGAAAGGGUAUACGAGAAUAAAGACAACCCGAGAGACGUGAUAAAUAUAACCAGAUGGCUCAAUCCUGAUGCUUUAGAAGUAGCUACGCCUAGUAUUAUUGCACCCCACCCCAACACUUACACGUAUAGCAAAAGGCUGGCAGAAACGCUUGUAGCAGAUGAAAAAAAUAACAUGCCCGUUUGCAUCGUCAGACCUGCCAUAGUAAUUCCUGCUGUGGAAGAACCCCUUCCAGGCUGGGUAGACAGUCUAAACGGACCGAUAGGAUUAUUAGCAGGCGCUGGCAAAGGCGUGAUACGAUCCAUGUACUGCAAGGGAGAAAACAAAGGACAUUUCAUACCAGUUGAUUACGCUAUCAACGCGAGCAUUUGCAUAGCUUAUUUAGUAGGAGCCAAAAAAACCAGUAAAUUUUUCAGGCGAAACGAAGUACCUGUCUAUAACCUGACGAUGUACGGUUUGCUGCCGAUAACCUACAGGGAAAUAAUAGAUCGAGGCCGCAGCAUAAUGUACUCAAGCCCUUUUGAAAUGAUGAUCUGGUACCCGGACGGUGACAUCAGACCUUCCAAAACUGUUCAUAACAUCUACAGCCUUUUCUAUCAUUGGAUCCCUGCUAUACUCAUAGACAUGCUGAUGUUGAUAUUUGGACAGAAGACAUUCAUGCUGAGGAUACAACGGAAGAUAUACGACGGCUUGAAUCUUCUCGAAUUUUUCUCAACAAGAGAAUGGAACUUCAGAAGUGAGAAAUUCGUAGCGAUACCCGAUCAACUGAGCGAUAGGGAUAGAAAAGAGUUCCCUAUGAACGAACUGAUACCUUUGGAGGAAUACAUGUUAAGAGCCUUGUUGGGCACGAGACAGUAUUGUUUGAAGGAGGAUCUGUCUUCUUUGCCUAGGUGUCGAAGAAAUUUAAAAAUAUUUUACGUGGUACACAAAGUUGCGGUAUAUGGAUUUUAUUUCUACAUCAUCUACCUAUUAAGUCGCUACUUCACUCCGCUUCAAAUACUCUUCGAUUUCGUGAGGACAAUUAUGAGUUACAUCCCGAUUAUAGGAUACAUCUUUAGUUAAGUUCAAUGUUCUUUAUAUAUUUUUUGUAUUUUUGUAAUUAUGGAAAUGUUAUGGUUGUUUAAUAAACUUGAAAAACCGACUCUAUAUUAGAUAGAUUGUAACGAAAACGCCGUUUUUACAACACUUGAAUACAUAGCUAUGACUAUGUCGCCUGGACUAUGGUAAUUCGCGUAAUCGACUAUCGGUCGACUAUCUCCGUCUGUGUAGGUAUUUAUCGUCGAAUCGAAGAGUCCAGAAGCACUCCCGCGUUUUCCAGACUCUUCAGAACCUGGUAGAUGGCGCUCACCAAGUUCUAGUUACGAGGGGCUUUCAAUAUAAAUUAUUUUGUUACGGUUUUACCUUUGUGCUCGUAUUUAACAGGAACUAGAUAGGCC
This is a messenger RNA of Acanthoscelides obtectus, 2262 nucleotides long. NCBI's taxonomy places the organism in Eukaryota, Metazoa, Arthropoda, Insecta, Coleoptera, Chrysomelidae. The record is from the annotation of a GenBank genome assembly.